Molecule: messenger RNA, 1462 nt
Organism: Epinephelus fuscoguttatus (brown-marbled grouper)
Lineage: Eukaryota; Metazoa; Chordata; Actinopteri; Perciformes; Serranidae
Gene: vbp1
Product: von Hippel-Lindau binding protein 1
Exons: 6
Coding region: 65-652 (195 amino acids)
Biological process (GO): protein folding; tubulin complex assembly; microtubule-based process
Cellular component (GO): cytoplasm; prefoldin complex
Molecular function (GO): tubulin binding
Source: RefSeq, a predicted model, not a curated record
CGAGCCUCCACGCUGCUCCCCAGACUUGUACGUCAGGAAGGAAGGAGAGGAGCCUCUCUCCAUCAUGGCUGCCACCAUAGACAACAGCAAUGCCGUUCAGGCGACAAAGAGAAAGCACCUCGGGAUCCCCGAGGCUGUGUUCGUGGAGGAUGUCGACUCUUUUAUGAAGCUGCCAGGCAACGAGACGGCAGAUUCAGCACUGAGGAAGCUGGACGAACAGUACCAGAAAUAUAAAUACAUGGAGCUCAACCUGUCUCAGAAGAAACUCAGGUUGAAAAGCCAGAUCCCACAAAUCACACAAACGCUAGAAAUCCUACGGCACAUGCAGAAGAAAAAGGAGACCACAACGCCCAUGGAGACACACUUCCUAUUGGCUGACAAUGUUUACUGCAAGGCCUCAGUGCCGCCCACUGACAAAGUCUGCCUAUGGUUAGGGGCUAACGUCAUGUUAGAGUACGACAUUGAUGAAGCCCAGGCUCUCCUAGAGAAGAACCUAUCCACGGCAUCCCGUAAUCUAGAGACGCUCGAGGAUGAUCUGGAUUUCCUGCGAGACCAGUUCACCACCACCGAAGUCAACAUGGCACGAGUCUACAACUGGGACGUGAAGAGAAGGAGCAAAGAAAACCUCCUCAAAUCAGCAGACAAGUCUUAAUAUCGACAGGACAGCGUCCACAUCCCCCUUCUGCUAAUCUUCUCCUUUAGUCAACAAAAAUACAACCCCAACCCCCACCCCACCCCACCCAGAUCAUGUGUAUGUUCACCACAGAGCUCGACAGAGAAGAGCGCAUGUUUGAAAUAUUUCUAAGAAUGUGCUCGAUUUAACUCAUUGAGAUGAUUCAAUCAAGCACACUUCGUUAUUAGAUUUUGAACAUGCCCUCUACUAAGUCAAGAUCAGACAUCCACCACUACUGUUUUCUGUUGAUUUGUUACUUUUUAAAGUAUUUUUUCAAGUAAAAACUAACAAAAACAAAGGCAACGAGGCAAUUUUUGUAUUCUUUUUAAUGAUUUAAGUAUGUUCCUGUUACCUUGGCAGACUAACAAGUGAGGGUUCUCUCGCAACGUCUUUUCUUUCCCUGCAUCUAUCCCUCCUUACUGACCUGCACUUGUUUUUGUUUCUCCUCAACUUGCAGCAACUUUCACAUAUAUAUGAGACUUUUUACAUGAGUUGUUAAUUCUUGAAACAGUUGCCAUUAUACUGAGUAAAAUCAGGCUUGUAGGACGACAAAGACCACAACAGAAAAAGAAGAAGAAUACAUAAAACUAGUUCUGCCUCAGAGGGAUUAACUGUACUCCUGCUCCGCACCUGCUGCUCCUCCUCCGUCCCUCGACUUUUCCACACUCAACCACCUCCUCUUCCUCCUUUUAGCCGCUGUUCUGUCUGUAUUUAUUUGUCUCUCACUGUAUUCAUUAAACAAUGAAUGAAGUAAAAGAAGAACAUUUGGGCAAAGAGAUGAGACCUUGA